This is a messenger RNA of Aedes albopictus (Asian tiger mosquito), 1372 nucleotides long. RefSeq lists its product as uncharacterized. NCBI's taxonomy places the organism in Eukaryota, Metazoa, Arthropoda, Insecta, Diptera, Culicidae. The transcript is spliced from 3 exons. The coding region runs from base 609 to 1352 and encodes 247 amino acids. Gene Ontology annotation, molecular function: N-acetyltransferase activity. The record is from RefSeq and is a predicted model, not a curated record.
GUCUCUUCCGGGCUCUUCCGUAGACGAACGGCUCCGGUGACCACAUGCACCUCGCACUGUUGCCGCUGUGCCGUGAUGAGCUCCUCUGCGUCAGUGAUCUUGUUUAGGGUUUUCACCUUCAGAGUCAUCUCCACAAUAAGAGGCCUCAUCUCGACACCCUCGCCAAGGAUCUUUUCCGCCAGACUUUUGUAGGCAGCGCUGUUUGAGUUAUUGAAAUACUAGUUUAUUAAUAAUACCUUUUGCAUUUACUACAAUAAAUUGGCUGAGUGACUCUAAGUGGCUGAGUGGCUGAUUAACCUGAGUGUUACGAGUGUAAGAAGAGUUGUACGAGAAAAGUGAUAGAAGAUUCAUAAUAAAAAACUGGGUCACAGUGCGAUAAUGAGCGGUUGACUAAAUUAAGCACUGAUUAAACCUACGAGUUCUUCAGUCGGCUCUGCAUUAAUAGAUGUCACAUAAAUUCAAAAGCUUUAUCUCGACAGAGUGAAUAUUUACACAUCUACCGUUUACAGUACAUGUUUCAUUCUUUAUCAGCAUUCCAGCAAAACAGCAGCGGAAGCACCGUGCAUCUUCGAAGUUCCACCAUACAUGAUGUUUAGUUUCAAUUGGAGAUGCCUUGGAAACGCCCAUCCACGGUUCCGUAUCCGAAGGUUUGGCAUCGCUUCCAGUCGCGAGAUGUGACGAUAUCGGAACCGAGCGACAAUCACCUGGUGGAGUACCGGGUGGAAGAUCUGACCGCGGAUCGCUUCGAAGAUGCACUUCGCCAUUUUACGGAGCACUUUGCCGGCGAUGAGCCACUUGCCGCGAAUAGGGGAGUUGUCAGCGAUCCGGAAGCUAUGAGGGAUCAUUACGAUUUCUGGCGAUGGGUCUUCGAUCAGAAGAUGACCAUCGUUUGCUAUAAGGAAGGGUCGGAUGAAAUCAUCGGCGUCAAUUUGUUGUUUGUGAAGCUAGCCAGUGACGUAAAGAAAGAUGUUGUGGUCCGAAGUCAAUCCACACGGGACAUCGUGGAAAUCCACGGAUACAUGAUGACCGAGCGCUUCAACGUGUUCAACCUUCUUCACGUGGAUCAAUAUCUAAACGCCGUUGGUUUGGCCAUCAAUCGUCGCUACCGUGGCCUAGGAAUCGCUACGGAAAUGCUUCGUGCGAGAAUUCCGAUCUGUCGUGAGUUCCAAAUCCCAGUAACCGUAACCGAUUUCACCGCUCAAGGAUCGCAGCGAGCUGCCGAAAAAGCCGGCUUCCGAACCGAAGCGGAAGUCACGUAUGAAGAAUUGGCGCGGAUUCGACCCAACUUCGUCUUCCCUGGCAUCAAAGACAAAAGUCUCAAAAUGAUGAGUCUCUGGGUAGACCGCAAAUAAAUCAAACACUUCCAAAAAUA